AUGGAGCCGAGCGGGUCCCCGAGCUGCCCCGGGGGCUGCGUCGCCUUCGCCCGCACCCACAAGGGGCUGGUGCUGCUGGGGGAGAUCGUGCUGUGCGUGCUCACCCUGGUGUGCUACGGCGCCUCGCGCACCCCCGGCUACACCGGCGUGGCCGUCUGCGAGCUCGUCUUCGCCGCCGCCUUCUUCGUGGUCUACGUGUGCGGCGUCCACCGGCGCCUGGCCCUCAUCCACUGGGGCUGGAGCGACUUCAUCCGCUGCCUCGUCGGCUGCCUGCUCUUCCUCAUCACCUCCCUCAUCGUCAUCAUCGGGCACCGCGACGGCUCCGGCAUCGCCGCCGGCGUGUUCGGGCUGCUGGCCGGGAUCCUGCUGGGCUACGACGCCUACAUCACGCUGCCGGCGCGGCAGGGCCACGCCGCCGCCCCCACCGAGUCCCCGGAAGGCGCCUGAGCCCCGCCGGCUGCGGCCCCCCCCCCGUAACCGCCCUGGGGCGGGGGCCACGCGGCCCCCCCCCCCCGCCGGGGGGGACCCCGACUCACCCCCUCUCCCGCCGAGGGAGAGGCCAGGCCUUAAGUUAUUGGGGAGGGGCGC
Molecule: messenger RNA, 588 nt
Organism: Dromaius novaehollandiae (emu)
Lineage: Eukaryota; Metazoa; Chordata; Aves; Casuariiformes; Dromaiidae
Gene: PLP2
Product: proteolipid protein 2
Exons: 5
Coding region: 1-447 (148 amino acids)
Cellular component (GO): membrane
Source: RefSeq, a predicted model, not a curated record